UUUCGGCUCCCUCUUGCACACAAUGUUUCAAUAACACACAGAAGAAUGACAGAAGCCCUAAUUUUCCCAUGUCUGUCUCUUUGGAUACUCUCUUGACUAAAUUUGGAUUGGAUUAGCCAAAUUGUGCAUCCUCACCCAGCCAUGGAAGCCAAGUCAAUGUUCCUUCACUCCAAAACAAUCCCCUUCUGUUCCACCUUCACAGACAGACCCAAUUUCUCUUUCAGGCAUUUCAGCAAACACCUUUCGUGCAAUCCAAUAAACCACAGCCCUACCUUCCGCCAUUGCCUUAAACCCCUCAAAACCCCAGCAAGUUUAUGUCUUUCACAAAACCCAUCAUUCUUAUCAUCCCCAACAAGAACAGGAAGAAGCACCCAUUUGUUAGCUCCACUCAAAUGCUCAUUUUCCAGCACCUCAAGCCACCCAGAAUCUCAAACUCCAUUGCUGAAGCUUUUCAGUAACCUCUCAUUUGAUUCAUUGAAAACUACCCUUUUGAAAUUAACCCCAUUUGAUGUGAUUAAGUGGUCUGGGAUUUUGUCAAUUGCAAUUGCAGCCACAAAAGGGACUCUGAAUUUGCUAUUGAGCCCCUUUUUCUGGAUGUACUUCAGCUGGACUUGGAUGUUUUGGCCUUGGUUUCUGGCUGUAUUGGUUGCGGUUUACGGGUUAUACUGCUUUAGGAAGCAUUUGCGCGGUGAAGCAAAUGUAUUUGAGCAGCUUGCCAUUGUUACUUCAGUGUUUUCUUGGCUCACACUUGUCCCACCUGCUCAUUUCAAUGGCUUCCUUGAAGGUUGGCCUUAUGUAUUCUUCUUUGUGUACCAUUAUUUCUUUUUCUUCAAUGUUAGUGUGAGGAAACGGUUAUAUGGGGAUUACUAUGCCCGCCCACAUGAUCCCAAGUGGGAUGUGAGCCCACCGAAAUGGUUGCGCAUUUUGUUCUGUCUUGGGGUCCUGGCUGGUCACUGGCUGGCUGCAUUUGAAGGACCCGAGCUUCAUCGCAUUCCUGGCAAGUGGAGCAAUGUUCCUAUUUGGAUUUUGAUAUUGGUGACUCUGCUAAUGCAGUAUAACUCAACAUUGUAUCUUGCAAAGUAUUCAGAAAAGGUUGUGGUGCCAACUGCUGUUGUGCAGUUUGGGCCUUACCGGUGGGUGCGUCAUCCAAUUUAUGCAUCUACAAUGCUUCUGUUUGCCACGUAUUUCAUUGCGCUUCGGGCACCUUUGAGCUUGCUAUUCAUUGUAGCGGUUUGUUCGUUGUACUAUGAUCAGAAGGCCAAAAUGGAGGAGGCUUUGAUGGUUGAGACUUUUGGGGACAGGUAUACGGAUUAUGCAAGUAAAGUUAGGUACAAGUUCAUUCCUUUUAUCUAUUAGUUGUUCACAAGGUAUGCAGUUAUUAAUUUUGUAUUAUGGAGGAUAUGAUGUAUUGUACUAAGUACUUGAGUUUUGAAAUCAAUAUGAGAAUGUUAGACUACAUAGACAA
This is a messenger RNA of Pyrus x bretschneideri (Chinese white pear), 1465 nucleotides long. RefSeq lists its product as uncharacterized. Bases 142 to 1356 code for a protein of 404 amino acids. The record is from RefSeq and is a predicted model, not a curated record. NCBI's taxonomy places the organism in Eukaryota, Viridiplantae, Streptophyta, Magnoliopsida, Rosales, Rosaceae. The transcript has a single exon.